AAGGCUGGAUCAUUUAAGACCCAUACUCUGGACCGGAGCCUUCAUACAGAAGAGGCCCAGUUUCCUAAAUGGUUUUAACCUGAAUGACCAGAAUCUUUUAACGCCGUUUUUCACAUGUCUUCCUCUUGUUCAUCCCUUUAUCGCCGGCUUCACGGCCUCUUCGCCGUCAAGCUCAAAACUGACAAGCCUAAAACAACCUCCUUAAAAUCCAAACAACAACUUCAAACCAUUGUUGACAACUUCAAAAAAUCAUCGGAAUCUCCUAAAUUCCGAGGGCACCACUCCAAAUAUAAAACCGCCGUUCGUCGCCUUGACAACAAUUAUUCCGCUAUCCAAGGCAUUUUUGAGCACCAAAAGCAAUACCCUGAAAUUACUAAUGAGUUCUUUGUCUCCCGUCUUAUACUCUUAUACGGUACAGCAAAAAUGUAUGAACAUGCCCGUAAACUGUUCGACGAAAUGCCUAACCUAAAAUGUCAGCAAACUGUUUUUUCUUUCAAUGCCCUUUUGGAAUCCUGCAUAAGGGCAGAGAAGUACGACACAGCUAGAGAAUUGUUUCGGGAAUUACCUGAGGAGCUAUCGAUAAAGCUUGAUGUAGUGUCUUAUAAUACUUUUAUUAAGGCAUUAUGUAAAGCUGAUUCUUUGGAUUCUGCUGUAAGCGUAAUGGAUGAGAUGGAAAAUCAGGGAAUUAAACCUGAUAAAGUGACUUUCAAUACGCUUUUGAACGCGUAUCUUGAUAGUAAAAGAUUUUCUGAAGCGGAAGAUUUGUGGGUAUUGAUGCAAAAGAAGAAUGUUGUUGCUGACUUGGGGAGUUACAGCGUUAGGUUACGAGGAUUGGUUGAGAAUAACAAGGUUAACGAGGCGAUUGAGCUGUUUGAUGAGAUGGGGAAGAAAGAUAUCAUCCCAAAUGCUUACUGUUAUAACACGAUGAUCAAAAUUUAUGUGGAUGAUAGGAAUUGGGAGGAGGCGAAAGGAUGGUAUGACAAAAUGGUGGAAAAUGGACGUUAUCCGGAUAAUGCAACAUUUGAAAUGCUCAUUCAUUUCGCUUAUGACAAGGAUAAUCUUGAUUUUGCACUUGCACUGUGUAAGAAAGCUUUGGAUUCAAAAGUUACUGUUCGUAAUGCAACAAUGCAGAGGGUAGUCAAUGUCUUGGCUGAGCAUUCUAAGCUAGAGGAAGCAAUGGAGCUGGUGAAACUGGCCAAAUCAUAUAAGCGAUACCGGUAUAUACUUUCGUUGCCUUCGCUUCAAUAGUUAUGCAUUUUAUGUGGUAGUUUACUUGCAGUACCUUUUUUUUUUUUCUCUCCGAAACUAUGUUUUUAGGAUCUGUCAAUGUGUUUUAUUAAUUGCCCUUAAAGAUUGAAGAUCUGUCAAUGCUUCAGUUGAUCAUGUAAAUAUUUUGCUUAUAGCAAUUGUGGUCCAUUAUUA
Molecule: messenger RNA, 1422 nt
Organism: Lycium barbarum (goji berry)
Lineage: Eukaryota; Viridiplantae; Streptophyta; Magnoliopsida; Solanales; Solanaceae
Product: small ribosomal subunit protein mS78 (rPPR3a)-like
Exons: 1
Coding region: 115-1248 (377 amino acids)
Molecular function (GO): protein binding
Source: RefSeq, a predicted model, not a curated record